This is a messenger RNA of Arvicola amphibius (Eurasian water vole), 444 nucleotides long. It is a transcript of the gene Nxt2, whose product is annotated as nuclear transport factor 2 like export factor 2. The transcript is spliced from 4 exons. The coding region runs from base 16 to 444 and encodes 142 amino acids. Lineage: Eukaryota; Metazoa; Chordata; Mammalia; Rodentia; Cricetidae. The record is from RefSeq and is a predicted model, not a curated record. Gene Ontology annotation, cellular component: nuclear pore central transport channel. Gene Ontology annotation, biological process: protein import into nucleus.
ACCCCACGCACCUCGAUGGCCUUGGCUAUGGAUUUUAAAACUUAUGUGGAGCAAGCAUGUAGAGCUGCUGAAGAAUUCAUCAAUAUUUACUAUGAGACAAUGGACAAAAGAAGACAUACAAUUGUCAGGAUGUAUUUGGACAAGGCCACCCUAAUUUGGAAUGGAAAUGUUGUUACAGGGCCUGAAGCCCUUUCUAAUUUUUUUGAGACGUUGCCUUCCAGUGAGUUCCAAAUCAAUAUGCUGGACUGCCAACCAGUGCAUGAGCAAGCUACCCAGUCUCAGACUACCAUUCUUGUUGUGACCAGCGGAACCGUAAAGUUUGAUGGAAACAGAAAACACUUCUUCAAUCAGAACUUUCUUCUGACUGCACAUAGCACUUCUAACAACGCUGUGUGGAAGAUUGCAAGUGACUGCUUCCGUUUUCAAGAUUGGGCUAGUUGUUAA